CGCUUUAGCUAUCGUAACUUGCUUGCUUUCGUCUGCAGCGCACUAAAACUUAGAAGCAAGAACCGCGAGAUACAAAAAAAGGUAUAACCUCGCGGUGACGUAUCGAAAGCAAGCUCAUUUUAGGCAAAGCAGUUAUUUAUGACAUUUGCAGAGCCAUUGCAGCACAAUUCACUUUAUACAUCGCUCUAUAUACGACUUGGCAGCACUGAUUUCACAGAGGUGUUAACAUAAAAGACACUCUUCUCUCCCAUGCAGUUCUAAAGUCUCAAAUAAAAUUUGGUUGUUUCAUUCGCGUUUGCAGAAUCUCAAGGGGAUUUUCCUCUCUGUCAGUUCAUUGUGAAGAGUCGAAAAAAGAAAAAUCUUCAAGUGGCACUUUUCACAUUCACAAUCACAUCAUUCACAAACGCUAAUAGGAAGAGUCUCUUGUAAAUUGUUUUCCUGGUUCAAAAACUGAGUUUGCGUUGCUAAAUAUAGUGAUUUCUGGUUGUUGAAAACGGUUUGUGUGCUUGCUAUUUUUCUCGUAUUGGUGGAAAAAGGAAUUUUCACUAUUACAACAAAAUUUCCAAUGUCCAAACUAAAUUCACAUGGAGCGACGGGGCUUAGAAACAUCAAUCUCGAAGAGAUCUGGGCGGACCUGGAAGGUGGCAUAAAACAAGUUUACAAACAAGAGCAAAGUCUUCGUUCUGCUCGUUAUAUGCAGCUCUAUACACAUGUCUACAACUACUGCACCAGCGUUCAUCAACAACCGACAAAGGGGCAAACUUCUUCGAAGUUAUCGAAAAAAGGAACUGCAGUCCCUUCUGGUGGGGCACAACUUGUAGGCCAAGAGUUAUACAAACGAUUGAAAGAGUUUCUUGAGGACUAUCUGAUAGCCUUGCAAGAAAAUGGUAUCGAUCUCAUGGACGAGGAAGUGCUCAGCUUUUACACAAAACGAUGGGAAGAGUAUCAGUUCUCUAGUAAGGUCCUGAACGGCGUUUGUGCCUAUCUGAAUCGACACUGGGUAAAACGUGAGUGCGAAGAAGGUCGCAAAGACGUGUAUGAAAUUUAUCAACUGGCACUAGUGACUUGGCGUGGAAAUCUGUUCAAACACCUGAAUAAGCAGGUUACCAAUGCAGUGCUCAAGCUGAUUGAACGUGAACGUAAUGGCGAAACAAUUAAUUCGCGUUUGGUAUCCGGUGUCAUAAAUUGUUAUGUCGAGCUAGGUCUGAACGAAGAAGAUCCAAAUGCUAAAGGACAAAACCUUUCCGUGUACAAAGAAAGCUUCGAAAACAUAUUUCUUGAAGAUACUGAAAUGUUCUACACACGAGAAAGUGCGGAAUUCCUCCGGGAGAAUCCUGUUACCGAGUAUAUGAAGCGUGUAGAACUACGCUUGAAUGAAGAGCAAAAACGUGUGCAGGUAUAUUUGCAUGAAAGCACACAGGAUAGACUGGCGAAAACUUGUGAGCGAGUGUUGAUUCAAAAGCACUUGGAACAGUUUCGGACCGAAUUUCAAAAUCUGCUCGAUUCCGAUAAAAACUCAGAUCUGCGUAGGAUGUAUUCACUAGUAGCGCGUAUUACUGAAGGCUUGGUUGAACUAAAAUCAAUUCUUGAAAUGCAUAUUCAUAACCAAGGAUUGGCUGCGAUUGCAAAAUGUGGCGAGGCGGCGCUGAACGAUCCAAAAAUUUACGUUCAGACUAUCCUGGAGGUUCAUAAGAAAUAUAAUGCCCUGGUACUUACCGCAUUUAAUAAUGACAGCGGUUUUGUUGCAUCUUUAGAUAAAGCUUGCGGAAAAUUCAUUAACACUAAUGCCGUAACGGAUGCGAGUAAAAGUGCCAGUAAAAGUCCCGAACUACUGGCGAAGUAUUGCGAUUUGUUAUUGAAAAAAUCGAGCAAAAAUCCGGAGGAGGCCGAGCUUGAAGAUACUCUCAAUCAAGUGAUGGUCGUUUUCAAGUACAUCGAAGACAAAGAUGUGUUUCAAAAGUUCUACAGUAAAAUGCUCGCCAAGCGUCUUUGUCAUCACAUGUCCGCUAGUGAUGAUGCUGAAGCGUCAAUGAUUUCCAAGCUUAAACAGGCUUGUGGCUUCGAGUACACCAGUAAGCUACAGCGGAUGUUCCAGGACAUAGGAGUUUCGAAGGAUCUCAAUGAACAAUACAGACAGCAUGUUAAAGGUUUACGCGAAGCAUCCAAAUCCACAGGCAAUGAAAUUGAUUUUGGUAUUCUUGUACUGUCUAGUGGCUCUUGGCCAUUCAAUCAGAGCUUUACCUUUUCUUUGCCUUUUGAGUUGGAACAAUCUGUUCACCGAUUCAAUAAUUUCUACGCUAAACAACAUUCCGGCAGAAAAUUAAACUGGCUUUACAAUAUGUGUCGUGGUGAACUUACAACGAAUUGCUUCCGACUACGAUAUACAUUGCAGGCCAGCACGUUCCAAAUGGCUGUCUUGUUGCAGUUUAAUGAGCAGACAACAUGGACGAUUCAACAGCUAGGUGAAAACACAAGUAUCAAUCACGAAAGCUUAAUUCAAGUACUCCAGAUUCUUCUGAAAACAAAACUGCUCACAUGUUAUGACGAUGAAGCCAACCUUCAGCUUGGAUCUUGUGUCGAGCUUAAUACUGGGUUCAAAAACAAAAAGCUUCGGAUCAACAUAAACUUCCCGCUCAAAACAGAACUGAAAGUAGAGCAAGAAGCAACACAUAAACAUAUUGAAGAAGACCGAAAGAUUCUAAUACAGGCAGCUAUUGUAAGGAUCAUGAAAAUGCGCAAAGUACUAAAUCACACACAUCUGGUCGGUGAAGUGCUAAAUCAGUUGUCGACACGGUUUAAACCUAAGGUUCAAGUGAUUAAGAAAUGUAUUGACAUCCUGAUAGAGAAGGAAUAUCUCGAACGCCAGGAAGGACAAAAAGAUACGUACAGUUAUUUGGCUUGAUCAGUAGUUAGAUUACUGUUCGUAGCUAUACAUACAAUUCCUUGAAUAUCAAAACUGAAUGUAGAAAUAAAGUCUAACUAUAACAUUUAAUAGAGAACAGAUAUAAUGCCGACAUGCUGUAAUGUUCAAAGGAUUCAAGCUAAACCUUAAAAUAUACUGUUCCUCCGUCCUACAGAAUUUGAGAAACACGAUCAAGAUUCAGAUUAUAUUCAAUAUUUUUGUUUUGUUUCAAACUGUAUCUUGUUUUAGGCGUUUUAAAUUAAGGACGGAUCAGCUCUUUGAAAUUAAUUUAUGUUUUUGGUUUUUGGACACAUUUUCAAUAAAACGAUGUGAUAUCGUCCAGUGUAUCAUAAAAGAGUAAUAUGAUGUGCAAGACACUUUAGACGAAUUUUAAUUUUUUUCUAAUAAUUUUAUACCUUGUUCGCUUGUGGUUGUACACUAUUUUUUUUAAUUUACAGUUACUGACAUAUUCAAAAUGUUUUAGAGAACCCAGCGUCAAUAAUCCGUCAGAAAAAAUUACAAUAGUGCGAGUCCAUUUCUUUGUUGUACAAUAGAUAGCUAUCCUAAUGAUUCUACAGAGGAAAAUGUUGAUACAUGUUCAGAAGGAAAUUCUAAUCAUUUGAAUGAACACAAUAGACAAAAGAUGCGAUUGUAAAAUAAACGGUUACACUUAGUUCUCCACAAGAGAGCCUGCUGGCAAAAAUGUA
Messenger RNA from Wyeomyia smithii (pitcher-plant mosquito), 3609 nucleotides. RefSeq names its product cullin-1 (gene Cul1). The transcript has 13 exons. Lineage: Eukaryota; Metazoa; Arthropoda; Insecta; Diptera; Culicidae. Bases 566 to 2902 code for a protein of 778 amino acids. The record is from RefSeq and is a predicted model, not a curated record. Gene Ontology annotation, molecular function: ubiquitin protein ligase binding. Gene Ontology annotation, cellular component: SCF ubiquitin ligase complex. Gene Ontology annotation, biological process: protein ubiquitination; SCF-dependent proteasomal ubiquitin-dependent protein catabolic process.